CAGCUGAGGAUCCCUUUUUUUGUCCACAGAAGAUCCCUGGGUGUAAAGGGGGAAAAAACACAACCCAGAAUAAAGACUUUUUCUUCUUCUUCUUGCCCUGGAAAAUGUCAGGAAAACCAAAGGUCUAUCAAGGUGUCCGAGUCAAGAUUACAGUGAAGGAGCUUCUGCAGCAGAGAAGAGCCAAGCAGGCUGUGGCCGAUGAAGCCGUUUCCGGAGAAGGCAGUGGCAACAAUGUCCAGUUCACGGAGUCUUUCUCCCCUCCCUGUGCAGCCCCUUACGUAGACACAGAACUUGCCUCUUCUUCAUCUGGCUGCGUACAACCCUGGCAGUUCCAAAACUGCACUGCCUGCGAGGAGAUCCCCAGUUACUUGGAGCAGCUGGUUGAUUCCUGCCUUCAAACUGAGCUACCUUUGGAUGCUACUAUGGGGACUACCCAGGGCAACAUGCCUUGCUCGCCCGACAGCUUCCAACUAGGCCCUCCCUACCUCAACCAAAGCCUGGGUCCCGGAUCCCCGGAUUCCUCUGACCCCUCCAGCUCAUUUGAUUACAGCUACUCUCCACCGCAGCCUCCUCCUUUCACCCCACUCUCUUAUAGCUCCCCUUCCCCUCUGGAUGUCAAGAGCUGCAUGUAUCCAUCGUCAGAAGGAAGCCCCUAUCACCAGCAGUCCCAGUUACAGUACAACCACGCCCCUUCUGCCUGCUGCUGUACGUCUUGCGGCUCCCAGCACUUGGACGCUUUCAGAGUACCGGAAUAUUUCCCCUAUGCAAACACGGACUGCAGGGACUAUGCCCCUUCCGUCUCCGUAGCAGACGACUUCUUCCGGAGAGAUCGGAGCUGGGAUACAUGCUACAGCUAAUGGGGGAGCGUCCGGUUGGCGGCCGCUGUCCUAAACGCAGGAGAUCAGCAUAGACUCUGGUUGCCAUUCUGGUUGGAGGAGGGUGCAAGCAUCCCAGCUUCACAGAGUUCUUCAUCGGGUGUAAUGGAAAGGGGGUGACAUUAUUAGACCGUUGGUUCUCUGCGCUAAAACACACACACCGGGGAAUCCACAUUCUUCUGCACAGAGAAAAGCUGAAUCCUGCGAGCAACUUAAUUGAUGUGAAUGCCACUUAUUUUGCCUAAUUUGCUUUGCCUCUGCUGGUUGUGGGGAGGAUCAAAGGGGCUAGGCAGGGCGCUGCCGUUGUACUCCUGGCCCACUGGGUAUCUUAUUCACCAUCAUGUCUUAUGUCAUUGAGCACUGCCUGUAUACUUCUGUAAUCAUAAGUAUUAGAAACUUCUUUUUUAAAAAAAGGCUUGAGCUAAAUUGUGCAUCCAGCAACACAUUUCGCAGUUCUUCUGUACUCGAUUGGAAUUGCGGCAUGUGCACAGCCCGUUGUUUAACACCCUGGAUUAGUGGCAUGUUUUACCCUCGCAACCCGGCGUGCUCAAUAUAUUUAAAACUUUAGUCCCCUCCAGAUGAAGGGUUCUGUGAAACGCAAAAGCUUGCAUACGCCUAUCCAUAGAAUAUAUAUUCUGUUUCCUUCAUCUCUUUCAUAAAUACAGCAUGUAUAUAUGUUUGUGCUUGGAUCAGAUAAGCCAGUAUAUUGCCUCCACGAACAUAACUCAACCUUUUCCUUCUUCUGGUGGUGUUUUCUGUGGGGUUCAUUUAAGGGUGCGCACAACGUUUUAAACCACAUCACAGCAUUUCUUUCGCCAUCCUGUCAUUCUUGUAUCUUUGAUUCCAUUAAACAAACGUCAGCCAAUUUGCCGCA
Molecule: messenger RNA, 1749 nt
Organism: Podarcis muralis (Common wall lizard)
Lineage: Eukaryota; Metazoa; Chordata; Lepidosauria; Squamata; Lacertidae
Gene: POU2AF3
Product: POU class 2 homeobox associating factor 3
Molecular function (GO): DNA binding; POU domain binding
Source: RefSeq, a predicted model, not a curated record